AAAAGACAAUUGACAAUCGAACGGAUCAAAACAAAACCAAAGGAAAAACAAAUUAUUAACUAUUUAUAGUAGUUUUAUAACUUCCUGAAAAUCUGAAAAUGCCAGAAAUAAUGAGUUGUGAUUUCGAAGUUCACGGCAUAGUUCAAGGUGUUUCAUUUCGAAUGUAUACUGAAAGGCAAGCAAAAUCUCUUGGAGUUAAAGGAUGGUGUAUGAACACGCCACAUGAUACCGUUAAGGGACAAAUCGAAGGGAGCCUUGAAGCCUUUGAGAAAAUGAAAGUUUGGUUACAAAAAACUGGAAGCCCGACAUGUCGCAUAGAAAAGGUUGAUUUCAGUGAACCGAAAAAACUACCRGACUACACAUUUACAAAUUUUUCAAUUCGUCACUAAUUCAAUUGUUACAUAUGUAAUGGUUAGAAUUUAAAGCAUUGCAAAGAUUUGCAUUUGGUAAUAAAAUAAAUCUUGUCAUUUAAAA
Bactrocera latifrons is the source of this 474-nucleotide messenger RNA. Its product is annotated as acylphosphatase-2. Bases 99 to 389 code for a protein of 96 amino acids. The record is from RefSeq and is a predicted model, not a curated record. The transcript is spliced from 4 exons. Gene Ontology annotation, molecular function: acylphosphatase activity. Lineage: Eukaryota; Metazoa; Arthropoda; Insecta; Diptera; Tephritidae.